Messenger RNA from Trypanosoma rangeli, 3756 nucleotides. RefSeq lists its product as uncharacterized. The record is from RefSeq and is a predicted model, not a curated record. The transcript has a single exon. NCBI's taxonomy places the organism in Eukaryota, Euglenozoa, Kinetoplastea, Trypanosomatida, Trypanosomatidae. Bases 1 to 3756 code for a protein of 1251 amino acids.
AUGAGCUUCAUUAAAUACCUCUGCGGAGGGAGCACCCCUCCCGUGCGCAGCCAUGCCACCGGUGCAGCCAUGAGGAUGCGUACGACACCCGCCUUCUUGUUUCUUCCCUCACAGAUGCGGCUCACAGCAGUGUGUCGCGUGAUGCAUUCUUCUGCGCCUCUACAUGGCGGAGGCAGCUGCCGGUGGAAUUGUUGUGGCAUGCCGCGUGUGUACGCACCAGCAGCGAUGGCAGCCCUCAUUGCUUCUGCCAGGUUUUGUAGCACAGCUGUGAGCGGGGAGAUCAACUCUGUGGAGGAGGGGAAGGGCCUGCAGGAGGCUGAGGCUUUCUUGCGGGAGCGGUUUGGGCCGCAGGCGAAGUUGGUGCUUCGACGGUGCCCAAGGCGUCGCGCACGACAGGCCACGCAGAGGACACAGGAGCCUGAGGGUGAGGAGGAGGAGGCGGUGGUGGUGGAGGAUGAAGAGCCUGUUGCGGGCGACGUAUUGCGAAGGGAACUCGCAGGAGCCACGAGAGAGUCGCACUCACCACAAGGGUUCACGAUGGAGUACCGGGCAUCGGCAACGUGCCGGUUGCUUGGGUUUCCAGUGGAGCUUGCAGCGGCAAAUGGCCAGCGGGCUGAUGAGGUUUUGGGGCGUGUCCUACAGGACGCUCUUGACAGCGACGUAAUUUUUAUACUUCCUCAGCCGAAGGGCUUAGCGUCGUCGCAGGUGUCACGUGGGCGUGGACGCGGCCAUGCAAAACGGGGUGGAUAUCGGCGCCACACCGCCGCGCCUUCUCUUUCACCGCGCCAACUGGAAUUUAAGGCAAUUAUGGACGAACUGCGAGAAUUAUGUGUACAUUUUAGUCGAGUAUUAAAGUUUGCCAUCAGAAGCCCCUCCAACGCCGAGCUGCGGAGGCAUCUGCAGCAGCAGCAGCAGCAGCAGCAAUACACUGAUGAGGUCAAUUAUGGUACUACUGGAAGUUCUGCAGGUGGUGCUGGUGUGACUCGUUCGGAGUGGAUUUGCAGGGCCUACGUGCGUGACGAGUGGGGAGUGGCGCCGGCGCUCACCUUCACUGGGGAGGUGCGUGGCCAGUCAGCGAAUGAUGCCUUGAUGCGUUGUUUUGCGAUGCUGCGGGACCGCUACCGUAACGAGCUUGAGUCCGCUCUUGUGCAGCUUGAAAGCGUUCGCGAAGUAGAGGCCUUCGUUCGCUCAUGGGGAAAAACCGUCGAGAGCCACUGUUUUGACGAGGGCGCGGAGGAGCCCUCGUCUGUCUCGUCGUCGACUUCGAAGCAAAAUACGGGGCGGCGAGAGGGCUACACAGAUGCGGUUCAUGAACCAGCCGACGGCGAACAGGCAGACGGCGCGGAAGGACCAGCGCCAGUGCCGGUGGAGGAGCAGUACCGAGUGCUGCGUCCGACCACCUUCACAGCUGCCGUCAUUGUCGAGGAUGUAUGUGGCAACAUUAGCGUGAAUCAAGUGAAGCGGCAGGCCACGCCACUGACGGCAUACCAAAAUGCAUCGGGGCAGGCACUUCGCUCGGAAGCCGCUUUCUCGCCGGAUGUUACAAUUCUUGAUCAGUGUCUUCCGUCGGUGCCACUAAUCACACGCAUGCGGUGGCAGUUUGACGCGAUGGUGCAUAGGCUUGCAAAGGAGCAUGAGAAAAAGCCGGAGGAAGUUGCCGUGAUUCGCAUCGAGGGGGACAGAACCAAUAGUUAUGGUUUAGACGGGAAGGAAACUGCGGUUUCUAAAAAGGGUGGUGCUGGCAGUGUUAGUGGUGUUGGCGAUGACACAACAAUCGAGAAGCAGUGCGUCUUUUUUACCGCGUGCUUCAUAUCUGACGGAAGUGUUGUCUGGCAGAAUACCGGCCCGGGUCGCUAUCGGCUUGAGUUUGACUGCUAUGUGCAGGGGCUCACGUACCUGCUUGACCAAUACCCCGACGUUGGGCGGGCGUACUUUGACGCACGUGGUGGUGGUGUAUUGUUUCCCACCACGCAGCUCUUGGAGCUAGCGGUGCUUAAGCAUGACAGCUACAACAUUGCCGCAAACCAUCGUGGAAAGUGGAACGUGUAUGCACUGCUUGGGACACUAACCUCGCAGCUGCUAGGUAGUUUUUACCAAACGGCAUACCAAGAGGACCGUGUUGCAGGUGAGGCAAGGGCAAUCCUCACUGUCAAUGACGGCCUGCGCUCGAAGCAGUUGUUAAUCCAGCGGCAAGCAAAAAAACGUGGAGAAGCUUGGCGUAGUGCGUGUCUCGAUGCAUUGCGUGAAAAUUUUCCUAACCAAUACCGCGAUGCACUGCUGCUUCACCCUGACAUUGAUCUUUCAAGUGAUACGAUGGCUCGUGGCAGCAAGUUUCGUGCUCUUCCACGCGAGAAACGUGUGGAACACGUUGGGAACCUAUUCUCACUUGUCGCCGCCUUUGCGGCGGAGGAUUUGGGAUGGCACAACUUGCGUGUGCGCCUGCGCAAUGCGUCGGGGGAUUUGGGUCUUCCACAGUGGGUGGCAGAGAUGGAGGCGCAGAUUGAGGGCGAGGAGCAGCGGCGCGUGGUGGCGAUUUCACCCCCCUAUUCACAAGUUAAGCAUGCCAGACGUGUUCUUGUGUAUCAGCUCGCACAGAAGUACUUUCCGAAGGAACUAGAGGCGUAUGCCAAACUUAAUCGUGGGGAUGCCGUCAACCCUGACCAGGACGCGCGGAAUGUUGAUAACGCCGUAUAUCGCGUGGGGGCAGAGUCGUUCGUGAGCCAGGUUUUAGCGCUCCUUGAGGCAGAGGCUUCUUCCAUGGCCCCCUUUACAUGGACGCUAGAGCAAUAUGUUGAUAGCAACACCUACGAUGGGAAUGACAAUGACGGUAGCGUUGAGUGUCUCCUUUGUCCUUUUCAUCCACGAUUCCGUGCCGCUGUUUACGGGCAGAAUGGGGACGUGCUUAUAAGUGAACGUAUUGGCAGUGAAGGUGAGGGUGCAGUGGUGGUACUGUGCAGCGUGCUGCGCGCAGCCACAAAUCGUUUUGCAGGCGAUAAGGGAGAGCAGCUAUGGACGGAGUACGAGUGCCAUGCGCCGCCACCGGUGAGUACUUUGCGGGAGUUGGCCUUGUACAUGUUCAACGCAUUUUUUGGCGUCUCGAAUGCCAGUAUCAUGGAUGCCACAGACCCUUUGUCAGCCGUUGCUGAGCAGCAGGUGGUUGACGUUGAGGCGCGUGAGUUGGGCGGGUACUGGUUCGUGACGCUUUCCCUCUCGCGGGUGGGUGGUUUGGCGGUGUCGCGUGCCAUCGCCAUGACGAAGCGGGAGGGAGUGCGGGACGUGGUGGUGUUGGCCUGUCGGCGUAAUUUUCCACGUCCGCUGCAGUACCUGUUGGCGCACUCAAAAGAGAUGAGUUCCUUCGCGGGGGAUAUAUUCGCGGCCCCGGUGGUGGAGGAGCUUCCCGAACCCGUGAUGCAAGACAUUAAGCGAGGCCUGGAGCGGGCGGAAAGCGCGGGGCCGCCACGGCCGUACACACUCCUGAGACGCUGCGUUACGCGCGACUUCCGCAACGAGCGUUGGUUGCGUGUGGAGCAGCUGCCCAGCAGCGGUAGUGGCUUUGCAUGCCGCAUUUACUUGCAGAAGCAUCGUCGUGAGUCCAAAAAGGGCGAGGUCCAACUUGUGGGGUUUGGUUCUGCCUUGACGCGUGCGCAGGCGCUCCACAUUGCCUCACUCUGCGCGCUGGAAAAUCUUUUUGAAAAGGACCUUGCGGAGGCUCUGGCGUGUUCGCCGGGUUACAGGGACCUGCCGUCACCAGAGUAG